UUUUACAUCUACUAUUAAAUAUUCAACUUUGAAUUGUGAUGUUAGAACUAUUGUAGCAUCACCCUAUAUAUUUUGCUUGCAUCUUGUCUGAAUAUAGUUGAAAUUCAAGAAAUGACUGAACUAUACUUCUCGAGAGCUACAAGCAUGGAACCAUACUGUCAUUGACAAGUGUCUUUUUUAUUAUGAGACCCUGUUGCAACGCCAAAAUCUGGUAUAUUAUACUGCCAUGCAUGUAUGUUUAUUCAUCUGUAUAUGUUUUGGUUGUUAUUCACUAGUCACACUAGCUGCAUCAUGCUCUUCUUGUAGUUUUCUUUUUGUUAUGAGAACUUCAUCCAUGUUGUGCAUGAUCUUCUAAUGUUAUUUUCGUUAGUAUCAUACUUGUAAGCGCUUGUAGUCUUAUUAUUUCUUAAUUACUUAGAGUCGAAAUGAAUUCACGGAGCCUUGAGAGAAUUAGGAAGAGGAUGAAGAUGACAUGAUGUUCUUUAUUUGGCGAACAAUGUACAGAUCCUUAGUAGGAUCGACAAAAAUCAGCGACAUAGCUCUGUCCUGUACGCCAAGAGGCGUGUUGAUGAAAUCCUUCAAGGUCAUGUCAAGAAUUGCCUGGUAGCUUUAAGGAUGGAGCCGCAUAUCUUCAAAGUGCUAGCAUCAUAUCUUAGAAGCAAAAAUUUGAUGAAGGAUGAGACAAUCAAGGUGGAGGAGAAAUUAGGCUUUUUCCUUUACAUGUUGUCUCACAACACGUCUUUUGAAGAUCUACAACUAGAAUACCAACAUAGCGGGUGGACCUUCCAUGAAUACAUCAAGUCUUUCUUCGACAUCGUCCCAACUCUAUCUUGUUGAUUUUUAAAACAUCAAAGCAUCGAUAAACUUCAUCCAAAGAUUGCUGGAGAUCCAAGAUUCUUCCCAUACUUUGAGAAUUGCAUAGGCGCCAUUGAUGGAAUUCAUGUUCCUAUGACUCUAACACCUGACAAAGCCGCUCCUUUCCAAAAUAGGAAGGGAACUCUGAGCCAGGAUGCCAUGGUUGCAUGUGACUUUCACCUAAACUUCACAUUCAUCUCAUGUGGCUGGGAGGGGUCGACUACAGAUGCUAGAGUGCUUCAGUCGGCCUUGAACCGUGGCUUCAAAGUACCGGAAGGGAAGUUCUAUUUGGUUUAUGGUGGUUAUGCAAAUACCACAUCUUUCCUUGCAUCGUAUAAGGGUGUACGGUAUCAACUUAAGGAGUUUGGGCAUGGGCGCCAUCGACCACAGAACUACAAGGAGUUAUUCAAUCUUCGGCAUGCCGUGUUGCGCAACCAUGUGGAAAGGGCCAUAUGAAUUCUUAAGAAGCUUUUCCCAUUUCUUCACGUUGGUACAUUCCAUCAAAAUGAAAACCAAGUCAAGAUCACACCAGUUGCAGCCGUCUUUCAUAAUAUCAUCAGGAUGAAUAAGGGCGAUGAAAAUUGGCUUGAUAAUCAACCCAAUAAUAUACAUCCCACUGAAUUUAUUGACCUUACAGAUGAUAAUGAUCACCAACACGUCAACAACCAAGAGAAUAACAUCCCGGACAACAACUUGAGGGACGAGAUUGCUAGGAGGAUGUGGGAUGAUUUUCAACUUGACUAGCUAGUAACUUGUAGUUCUGUUCUUCAUGUUGUAACGAGCUCUUUUGUUAUGUUUUUCAUGUAAUAGUGAACCCUAUGUUAUGAAUAUUUUUAUGGCAUAAGAUUGAUUCUAGCUUGAUGAUCCAUUGAUAAUAGGUUGUGUAUCUGCAUGUAAAUAACAAGCGCUAUGUUAUGUUUGACAUUUAUGACGUUGUUUGUUAUCAUGUUGUUUUAUCUUACAUGUCCAUUAUCUAAGAUAUGUAUGCUUAAGGUUCUCCUAACUUCAACUUGAUUCAUAGGAAAGGUACAAAAAAUAACCUUCACUAAAGGCAAAGAAAAGGGUUACUUCACCAAGAGAUAUUUUCCAUGUUACCUGUGUCUCAACUUGUAUCUUUUGAAACAUAUAUUUUCAUCUGCACUUCUCUAAUGCUUGUGCUUGUGUAGUUGACAAGCCAAGGGCCCAAUGGAACCAAGGACUUGAGAAGUCUUUGGUGGAUUUGCAUCAUGAGCAUGAUGAUCCCUGUUCUAGAGGUGACAAUGGCUCGGGAAGUGAAACAUGGAACAAGAUGGUCAAGCUAUUCAAAUCUAGGAAUGGUGUGAACUUUACAAAGAGUCGGAUUCAAGAGAAGGAGAAAUAAAUGAAAAAGGACCACAUCGCUGUAAAUGAGUCUUGAAGACAAAGCGGUGUUAGCUGGGAUGAAGUUAGAUGCACAAUAAUUGCCGAUGCAAACCUUUGGAAAAAUAUGAUCCAAACAUGGAAAAGAAUUGGAAAAUUCUGGAGAGGAUCUUUCCCCCUAUAUGACAGACUAGGCAACUUAUAUGAUGGACAUACAGCUGAAGGAAAUUACAAUUUCAUAUCUUCUGAACCAUCACAACAAGCUGGGCUGUCACAAGUACCAAGUAUUACACAAGUGGAUGAUGACACUGAAGAAGAGCAGGUAAAAGAGGUAGAUGGUGAUGAAUUGCAGAUCCUAGAGGAAGAGGAUGUUGUUGCUGCUAGAGUUGGUGAAAAGAGGGUUGUUGCCGCUAAUCCUGUAGGAACUGAUGCACAAGUUAGUGAAAAGAGGGUUCCUGCUGCUGGUACUGCUGCAAAAAUGAAGCCUCCGAAGAAGGCAAAGAAGCGAGAGAAGACUGGAGAUGCGAUGGUGGAAGUGAUGCAGCAGUACAUGAACAGAAAGAAGAAACAAGCGGAGGAUGAAAUCGCCCUGCUGAAAAAAGAGUGUUGUAUCAACAAAUGGGCAUGAAUUCUCCAUCAGCAGGUGCAUUUCUCUAGUGCACAAGAUGGGAGACAUCGCACGCCAUGAGAGAGCGAGUGCAUAUAAGGUGUUCAAAAAUAUUGAGAACCGUGAAACCUUCAUCACUUUCGUUGUCAAGGAUGAAGUGAGUGCAGUCGAGUGGCUUCGGAGUGAAAUGGAUGAGUUGGCUACCUA
Messenger RNA from Hordeum vulgare subsp. vulgare (domesticated barley), 3007 nucleotides. RefSeq lists its product as uncharacterized. NCBI's taxonomy places the organism in Eukaryota, Viridiplantae, Streptophyta, Magnoliopsida, Poales, Poaceae. Bases 2321 to 2821 code for a protein of 166 amino acids. The transcript is spliced from 4 exons. The record is from RefSeq and is a predicted model, not a curated record.